Balaenoptera acutorostrata (minke whale) is the source of this 687-nucleotide messenger RNA. It is a transcript of the gene IL10, whose product is annotated as interleukin 10. The record is from RefSeq and is a predicted model, not a curated record. Gene Ontology annotation, biological process: immune response. Gene Ontology annotation, cellular component: extracellular region. Lineage: Eukaryota; Metazoa; Chordata; Mammalia; Artiodactyla; Balaenopteridae. The transcript is spliced from 5 exons. Gene Ontology annotation, molecular function: cytokine activity. Bases 28 to 564 code for a protein of 178 amino acids.
ACUGAACGAAGAAGGCAGAACUCCACAAUGCCCAGCUCAGCACUGCUCUGUUGCCUGAUCUUCCUGGCCGGGGUGGCGGCCAGCCAACACCAGGGCACCCAGUCUAAGGACAGCUGCAUCCACUUCCCAGACAGCCUGCCCCACAUGCUCCGGGAGCUCCGAGCUGCCUUCAGCAACGUGAAGACUUUCUUUCAAAUGAAUGACCAGCUGGACAACUCGUUGUUGAGCCAGUCUCUGCUGGAGGACUUUAAGGGUUACCUGGGUUGCCAAGCCUUGUCGGAGAUGAUCCAGUUUUACCUGGAGGAGGUGAUGCCACAGGCUGAGAACCAUGGCCCCAACAUCAAGGAGCACGUGAACUCCCUGGGGGAGAAGCUGAAGACCCUCAGGCUGAGGCUGAGGCGCUGUCAUCGAUUUCUGCCCUGUGAAAACAAGAGCAAGGCAGUGGAGCAGGUGAAGAGUGUCUUCAAUAAGCUCCAAGAGAAGGGUGUCUACAAAGCCAUGAGUGAGUUUGACAUCUUCAUCAACUACAUAGAAGCCUACAUGACAACAAAGAUGAAAAACUGAAGCAUUCUAGUGAAGAAAACAUCCAGGAUGGCAACUCUACUAGACUCUAGGGCAUAAACUGAAGAUCUUCGAAAUCUGAUCCAGGGUUCUGGGAGAGCAGAACCAGCUCCCUGGUAAACCCUA